AAAGUGGAGGCAUUUUUUGAGAGAAACCAUUUUUAUCGGGAACAUGACUUUAUUUUCGUUGAAUCGUCAUCUCUUCGGUACUAAUUCAAUGUCUAGGAGUACAAUCUUGAAGUUACGAAACAAGCGAAAGAGAAAGUCUGCGAUGAAAAAUCUGAAGGCUGGCUUCCGAAGGCUGAAAGCAGAGAUGCAAGAGAUCAGUAAGGAUCAACAGAGCAUCAAGGAAGGACAGAAACAAGUCAGAGGAAAACUCGAAGCCAUUGAAGCUGAAUGUACACAACUCAGGAAAGAUACGGACCUCAUGAUCAGGCAGAGUGCUGCGAGCAAGCUUAAUCUGUGUCUAAUGUUCAAAAUCCUAAAGGCCCGCGAAGAAGGCGAUUUUCUUAAGGCCACCCAGCUUGCUCAAUUGCUUCGCACAAUACUGACCAGGCAGAAUGAGCAAAGGCAGGGAUCUAUAUAACGGACAAAUAAGGAACAAAGGCAGGGGAUCAAUAUAAUGGAUAAAUAAGGAAUAAUUAUCGAU
Rubroshorea leprosula is the source of this 520-nucleotide messenger RNA. The record is from the annotation of a GenBank genome assembly. NCBI's taxonomy places the organism in Eukaryota, Viridiplantae, Streptophyta, Magnoliopsida, Malvales, Dipterocarpaceae.